AUGACUCAAGAGGCAAAACAAGUUAUCAAUGAAAUGCUCGAGAAUGAACUAAAACCUGACUAUUAUAUUUACAGUAGUUUGAUUGAUCGUUUGGUGAGAGUAGAAGAACUUGAAGAGGCUUUCAGUGUAAAAGAUAAGAUGGUGACCACGAGUAUUCAGCCCAGUGCUAUAACAUAUAACAUGCUUAUUCAUGGGGUAUGUAAAAAGGGUAUGGUGAAAGACGCUGAUAAGCUCUUGGAUGAGAUGGUGAGGAUGGGUUAUACCCCAGAUUCCAUGGCUUAUACUUCAGUUAUUGAAGGACAUUGUAAGAAUCAGAAUUUGGCCGAAGCUUUCGAUCUUCUUGCCAAGAUGAAGCAAAGAAAAGUGAAACCAUAUGUUUGUGGUAACUUAUAG
Molecule: messenger RNA, 393 nt
Organism: Amborella trichopoda
Lineage: Eukaryota; Viridiplantae; Streptophyta; Magnoliopsida; Amborellales; Amborellaceae
Source: RefSeq, a predicted model, not a curated record